UUUCGAUCGAUCUUAUACUUUAAGUCUGCUUGAUUUGAUUCCAGGACUAUGGACCCCGACGCGAAAGUUCUCUCGGAUCUUGAAACUCAGUUAGAUAAUAUAUUUAUGGUGCUUUCUUCGACGGGUUUGCAUGAUUCUGAUAUCUCAGAAUCGCAACAUGGGCUAAAUGACAAACAUAUGGCAUCGCUUCUAGACGCUUGCCGACAAAUGGACUCAUGGUUUAUUAAGAAGCGCCUCGCAUUAUCAACAUACUGCCAGGAAUAUGCUUUAAAAGAGGAGAUUGACGCCUUAAAUGCUGAGUGCAUAAGAAAAGAGAAGCUCGCUCAGGAAUUAAAAGGAAGAAUAGAAGACUACUCAAAGUCUAUCCAAGUUAUUAUAGAUCAGUUCUCAAAAGACCUACCAUAUUUCGCAUAAUGUACCUAUAUGUUGCCUUUUGGGUUGCUGUACGAACUUAUUGAGAAGCUACUUUUUACUUUUAUGAUUUCAAUACAUAUUUUAAAAGUAUGGCGUUGUUUAUUCAACUACUAGUAGGUACCCGUGGUACUCUCCAAGAAUGGACUGCUGUAUCUGUCACUGAUUUUUCCACUGAUUUCUACCUUCUCCACUGACUGGGUUUUCGGUUCGAGCACUGUUCUUGUUUAAGAAAUACUACACUUCAAUGCCCUAGCCUUUGACAGACAAGUUUAGCCGUUCUGUAUACAUUAUGUCGCCAUAUAGACCAUCAAAAGAUUUCACUCCUCGGGUUUAGUGUGUAAAUAGUGUGCUGUCAUCAGAUAUUACAUUAGCAUCACAGCAGGUAUGCUUCUAAAUGUCACUGUGGUUUCUCUGCUGUUCGUAUUUACAUUCGAACUAUAUUGGAUGUUGAGAAAUUGAAUAUUAUCCCAACGAAACAGAGGCUUUCUGCUUAUAUAUAACAACAUGUGACACGGCUUUUAGUACCUCAUGGUUGCACUUCGCUUUCAAGAGUAUAGUAUUCAAUAUUUAUCCACUUAUGCCACCGAUUUUAAGGGAUAAUCUAACAUGUUUCAAUAAAGCUAAUCUAUUUUAGUGUUUUAGUCGUGAACGGUCACUUAUUCUGGUGCUGUGAUGAAGUUCAGUUAAAGUGAAUAUCCUAUAGUCUUGUCAGUCGUUUCGGCAUCAUUAGGUUAGAAAUAAAGCUUCAACAUACAUUGAUGUUGGUAAUCACAGCACUACAGUUAAGUGUUGGUUACCCGACUCAUCAGGUUCCUCCUCAAUUGUACUGCAUCUCUGACUUUUCUAAUAAAUGUGACUAGUGUUGAGUACAGUAGUAGUGUCCUGUCGUACUUAUCAUAUCAUUCUUCCUACCAUUACCUCAUGAAAGUUAUUGUGUCUAAAGUCGACCAGUUAAGUAAGUUCCUUCUGGUCUUUCUGAGCUUAUAAUUAUUGGAUAUAUCAAACGAUGGAUGAAGUCUGACUAGUUUAACUAUCUACGACAGAUUUCAAUGUGAUAUUCCCUUGAAAAUAUAACUGUUGGAUUCUGCCAAGUUAAAAACUUAUCUAUAGCUUUUGGUCAACCAUCUUCAAUCCUCCAAUGUAGAACAGGAUAUACCGUUGAGUUAAUGAGCUUAGAGGUAACGUUACGACUAACUUUCAUAUUAUCAGUUCUGAAGUUUUAAUAGUACAAGAAUGAUGGUAUUUAAACUAUAAGUUUAGUAAAGAUGC
Schistosoma rodhaini is the source of this 1683-nucleotide messenger RNA. The record is from the annotation of a GenBank genome assembly. NCBI's taxonomy places the organism in Eukaryota, Metazoa, Platyhelminthes, Trematoda, Strigeidida, Schistosomatidae.